AUGGCAUCCAUAAAGCUUCAGAGCUGCGAAGGAGAAGUCUUCCAAGUGGACCUGCAGACUGCGAUGGUCUUUGGCACACUGAGGACCAUGCUGUUGGACCUGAACGGAAUGAGCGAGGACGAAAACGAGGUGAUUCCGCUGAAGAACGUGAGCUCGGCCAUCCUCAAGAAGUUGAUCCAGUGGGCCACGUACCACAAGGACGAGAUGCUCAUCGUCAUCGACGACGACAGGCACACAGUGUCUUCGUGGGACGCCGAGUUCUUCAACGUAGACCAGGCAACGCUGUUCCAGAUUAUCCUGGUGGCUGACUACCUGGACAUCAAGGACCUUCUGGACGCAGCGUGCAAGGUCGCAGCCAACAUGCUCAAGUCCAAGUCGACCGACGAGAUGCGUCGCCGCCUCUGCAUCCGGAACGACUUCCUGCCGUCCGAGGAGCAACAGGUCAAAAAGGAAACUGACUGGUACGACUAG
Molecule: messenger RNA, 471 nt
Organism: Ixodes scapularis (black-legged tick)
Lineage: Eukaryota; Metazoa; Arthropoda; Arachnida; Ixodida; Ixodidae
Product: S-phase kinase-associated protein 1-like
Exons: 4
Coding region: 1-471 (156 amino acids)
Biological process (GO): SCF-dependent proteasomal ubiquitin-dependent protein catabolic process
Cellular component (GO): nucleus; cytoplasm
Molecular function (GO): cullin family protein binding
Source: RefSeq, a predicted model, not a curated record